AUGACUGGUACUAAUCUGACUCUAGAUAUUUUAACAAAUGGCACUCUUGCAUUCACACAAAAUGGCUAUGUGGCAGGCAUUAUUCUAAUUGCAAAAGUCAAUGGAAUCAUUUGGGCGAACAGAAAUUAUAUUUACACUUGGACUCUUCCUCAGAAUAUUACAAUUUUAUCUGGGAGCCCUGCUUUCCUGUACAAUUGUAGCCACACUGACUCUCAGCUGAUUACUGUGUCAGUCACCAACUGUGCAUCAAAUGCUUCAUCUGAACUUGAACUGAAUAUAUCUUUAGCUAAUGUUGGACCUCGACUGUUUCAUGAAGCAAAUGUGGGAGCCGGGACAACUGUUGUUUUUACACUAAAAGCCUUUUAUGCAAAUGAAGAAUCUUUUGAUAUUUAUUUUGGUGAUGGAAACAUGAACACUUUGUUAUGCCCUACUGAGAGAAAUUUAAGCUGCACAAUUCAAUACACUUACUCAUCAGCUGGAAUUUAUAGAGUAAAGGUAGAAUCAACCAAGGGAACCAACAUUUCCUCUGUGAUCAUAGUUCAAGAAUACAUCAAAGACUUGCUUGUUAUUGGUCCUAAAACGUGGAAACUUACUGUAAGUGAACAAGUUCCAUCAUCUGUAACCUGGACAGCACAGAUCUCACAAGGAUCAAAUUGCAUCUAUCAGUGGACAUUUUAA
Polypterus senegalus (gray bichir) is the source of this 678-nucleotide messenger RNA. RefSeq lists its product as uncharacterized. Bases 1 to 678 code for a protein of 225 amino acids. The record is from RefSeq and is a predicted model, not a curated record. NCBI's taxonomy places the organism in Eukaryota, Metazoa, Chordata, Cladistia, Polypteriformes, Polypteridae. The transcript has 6 exons.